Molecule: messenger RNA, 866 nt
Organism: Brassica oleracea var. oleracea
Lineage: Eukaryota; Viridiplantae; Streptophyta; Magnoliopsida; Brassicales; Brassicaceae
Exons: 4
Coding region: 201-656 (151 amino acids)
Biological process (GO): regulation of DNA-templated transcription
Cellular component (GO): nucleus
Molecular function (GO): DNA-binding transcription factor activity; sequence-specific DNA binding
Source: RefSeq, a predicted model, not a curated record
CGUGGCGUUUUCGUAUUGGCUGCUCAUAAAAGACAAAAGGCCCGUCUCUCUCUUCAUCCUCCUCCAAAUCCUUCGAAGAAAUCAUCAUUGCUGGAAAAGUAUCCUUGAAGUAUCCAUGAAGUUGCCCAAUUUAAUCCUUAUAAAUUGAUCAAACCCAACAACUCUACUUCCGUUCCCAGAAAUCUGCAAAAAAAAAAAAAAUGGAGAAAGGAAUCAAGAGACAACGAGUUCUUCUUGAACAUCUCCGUCCUUCUUCCUCACACAGUUUCAAAGGCUCUCUCUCUGUGCUUCUGCUUGCUUGGCUUGGGACAGUGCUGCGUACCAGAGGACCUCUCUCUAUGGAGAUGAUGUUGUCAUUGUCGCGGCACAUAGGACUGCACUUUGCAAGUCCAAACGUGGCAACUUCAAGGAUACUUUUCCUGAUGAUCACUUUGCAAGUCCAAAUGUGGCACCGUCAUCAGACCAAGAGAGUGAAAGACAUUUUUUGUCCACAUGUUUGGAGAUCGACGAUGGGAUUUUGUAGCGAAAGUGUCAGGUUUGAAGGUGGAGGGAGAAACAUAAGACUAGGUUUGAAUAGAACAGGGAAGAGUUGCAGGUUAAGGUGGGUUAACUACUUACAUCCUGGUCUCAAACGUGGUAAGAUGACGAACCGAUAAUGAGAUAAAGAAUUACUGGAGGACUCAUAUGAGGAAGAAGGCACAAGAAAAGAAGAAGAGACCUAUGUCUCCAGCUUCCUCGUCUUCAGACUGCUGCUCAUCAUCUAUGACCACUGCAGCUACUCAAAAACGAGUGUAUUGUGUGUCUCAAAAGUUUUCCAAAAUAUUGUGUUUCACUUGCAACAAAUCAUUUCACCAAAAUAUUGUGUC